AUGUCCUCCGCGUCCGGGAUGAUUGUGAUGAAAGCAUCGUCGUCGCAAGGCAACAACGUCUCCGCGUCCUCGGUAGUCGCGACGGACGAAUCAAAGAAAAGUUUGGAACAGUUGAAAUCACUGAAAGCUGGGGAUUUACUCGCCAACGGCGCGUUCCGAGUGGAAAAAGUCGAACCGGUGCCGGAUUACCAAGUCGUCUCGGUGUCUUUGAAACACGUGAAAACAGGCGCGCAUUGGCUGCACAUCGGGGCGGAUGAUUCGAACAACGCGUUUAACGUUGGCUUUAAAACGGUACCGAUGGAUGACACCGGAGUGGCGCAUAUUUUGGAGCACACGACCUUGUGCGGGUCGAACAAGUACCCGAUUCGAGACCCGUUUUUUAACAUGUUGCGAAGGUCGCUGUCGACGUUUAUGAACGCGAUGACGAGCGCGGAUUUUACGUGUUAUCCGUUCGCGACGAUGAACAGAGUUGAUUACGAUAACUUGUUGAGCGUGUAUUUAGACGCAGUUUUCUUCCCAAAACUCGAAGAACAGGACUUUAAACAGGAAGGGCACAGGUUUGAAUUCGCCAAGACCGAAGACGCGAGUUCCGGAUUGAAGUAUAAAGGGGUCGUGUUUAACGAAAUGAAAGGCGCGAUGGGGUCGCAAAAUGCGAGGUUUAUGCGAGCGCUCGGGGCGAAUUUGUUCCCCACGUCCACGUUUCAUUACAAUUCCGGCGGUGACCCGACUGCGAUUCCAGAUCUGACGUACGAACAGUUGAAAGCGUUUCACGCUUUGCACUAUCACCCGUCCAACGCUCGGUUUUACACCUACGGCGAUUUCCCGUUGGAAGAGACGUUGAUAAACGCGGAAACGAUGGCGUUGAACCAGUUCGAAGCGAUCGACGUGUCCAAGUUGGAUAUCGCGGACGAGAGUAGAUACACGUCGCCGGUCGUGGCGGAAGUUUCCGUCCCGAGAGACUCCGUGGUGAACGAUCCGAAGAAAACCGCCAUAACGUCCACCGCGUGGUUGAUGUUGAACAACGUCAAGGACGACGCGAACGCGAAAUUGGAUAACUUUGCGUUAUCGAUCGCGUCGGAUUUGUUGCUUUCCGGUCCGCAAUCGUAUUUCCACGAGGCGCUUUUAGAGCCCGGGUACGGGAGCGGCUUGGCGCCGGGCAGCGGCUACGGCAACUCGAGAAGAGAAACCUCCUUCUCGGUUGGCGUGAAAGGCGUCGGGGAAGAGGAGAUUCCAAUCGUCGAACAAAAGAUUCAAGAAACGUUGGAAAGUGUCGCGAAAUCCGGGUUUCCGAGAAACCGGGUCGACUCGACGUUGCACCAAAUCGAAUUAGACGCCGCAGCUGUGAAGCCAAACUUUGGUUUAAUGGUUGGCAUCGGGACCAUGUCCACGUGGGUGCACGACGGCGACGCUUUGAGACCGCUGAGAACACUCUCGCUCGCGAGGCAAUUGCAAGAGAAAUUGGAUUCCGAUCCUCAGUAUUGGCAAAACUUAAUCUCGAAGUACUUUUUGAAUAACCAACACAAAGUUAUCGUUCGUGCGCGAUCGGACGAAAAGUACGACGCCAAAUUGGAAGAAGCCGAGAACGCGUUGUUGAAAGAAUUAGAAUCUAAACUUUCCGAAGACGAAAAGAAGAAAAUUGUCGAGGACGGCGUUAAAUUGAAAGCCGCGCAAGACGGCGAACAAAACGCCGAGCUGUUGCCGACGUUAAAAGUCGCUGAAGCGGUGGACCGAUCGAUCAAAAAGUGGGGAUCGAAAGAGGAAAAGUUACGAUUGAACUCGAACAACAUCGACUUGAAGUUACAAGUGGACGAGCAACCGACGAAUGGGGUGGUCUACGUCGGCGCCAUGUUUGAUUGCUCUCAAUUACCGGACAGAUUGACGCCGUACUUGGACUAUUUCGCGGAUUACGUGGACCAAAUCGGCACAUCGAAAGUUGGGUACAAAGACUUCGCGGAGAAAAUCAAAGGCGUCAGCGGUGGCGUAUCCAUCGAUGUUCUCAGUAACAAUGACACGAACAUGCCGUUGAAAUGGACCGAGAACGGCGAAGUUGCCAUGAACAUCGGAUCUCACUGUUUAGCGCGUAACGCCGACGCUAUGGGCGACAUCUUGUUGGACGUCUGCACGGAUGCGAAAUGGUUCGGCGACGACGAACGAUUGAAGUUCUUGAUCAAACGUCGGUCCGCGCAGUUAGGCGCGUCCGUCGCGCAAAACGGCAUGGGGUACGGUAAAGCCGUGUGCGCGUCCAAAAUGUCCGCCGCGGGAGAACUCGAAAACCGCACCGGCGGUCUUCCACAGGUUGCAUUGGCGCAACGCUUAGCGAAAGCCGAACAAGCAGGCGUGGAAGAAGUCAAAGCCGCGUGCUCUGAAAUUCAAAGUUUACUCUUGACGCCAGAGAACGUGAAGAGAUGCCGCGUCGCGUCUCAAGCGCAAGACGUGGAAGCUGGCAAAGCGCAGUUGGCGAAAUGGUUGUCGGCGUUGCCGUCCACGGGAAGUAAACCUUCUUCCUCGGAUGGAUCGUCGUUGAACGCGAAAUUGGCCGCGUUUACCCCGCAAUCCGCGUCGAAAACCUACGUCGCCAUCAAAGGUCAAACCAACUACUGCACCGGCGCGAUCGAAACCGUCGGGUACGAACAUCCGGACGCCCCGGCGCUCUUCCUCCUCUCGCAAGCCAUGAGCACUGAAUUCCUCCACCGAGAGAUUCGCGAGAAAGGCGGCGCUUACGGCGGCGGUUCCUCGUUCGUCCCGUCUGCCGGCAUCUUCUACUUUUCCUCCUACCGCGACCCGAACACGCUCGAAACUAUCGAAACGUUCCAAAAAGCCUGCGAAUGGGCCGCUCAACCGAGCUCAAUCACGAAAACCAUGGUCGAAGAGGCGCAUUUGCGCGCGUUCAAAUCCAUCGACUCGCCGAUCGCCCCAGCCUCUCGCGGCCAAUCCUUAUACGCGCAGAGAAUGACCGACGCCCAACGUCAAAACUUCCGCACGCGUCUGCUCGAUUGCACAGCAGAAGACAUGACCAGAGUCGCGCAGGAGUACCUCCUGAACAAACCGAUGACGGUGUGUAUCGUCGGCAGCGAAGACAAAGUCCCCGUCGACGACAAGGCGUACGAGUGCGUCGACGCCGAAGGUUUGCCUAAAACAAACGCACCCACCGUGUGA
Messenger RNA from Bathycoccus prasinos, 3156 nucleotides. RefSeq lists its product with no specific name. NCBI's taxonomy places the organism in Eukaryota, Viridiplantae, Chlorophyta, Mamiellophyceae, Mamiellales, Bathycoccaceae. Bases 1 to 3156 code for a protein of 1051 amino acids. The record is from RefSeq and is a predicted model, not a curated record. Gene Ontology annotation, molecular function: metal ion binding; metalloendopeptidase activity. The transcript has a single exon. Gene Ontology annotation, cellular component: mitochondrial matrix. Gene Ontology annotation, biological process: protein processing.